AUGGCGGCUGCAUUCGCUGCGGAAUUUCUAGCCAGGGCCAAAGAGAAAGCACCUGUCAUCGUGGAAACUGUGAAAGCAUAUUGUCCAGGAGCUUGUGCGGAUGGCUCUGGUCCUGGCGGUCCCAGCGAAGGAUCCGGUCUCAGGAGCGGAACGGAGAUGUCCAACUUCCAAAACUACACCGAAGAAGGAGGAUACGCGGAAACUAGCCUCACCAACGGGGCUCGUCUGGAGCGACAAGGGAGCAGUGUAGAAAUCGACGAGUUCGGGGGUAAAGGGAACGAACAAAUCGACGAAUGGCAAGCAGGCUGGAACGUCACCAACGCGAUUCAGGGCAUGUUCAUCGUGAGUCUGCCCUACUCAGUUCAACAAGGAGGCUACUGGGGAGUGUUCGCCCUCGUGUUCGUGGCCUACAUAUGCUGCCAUACUGGAAAAAUUCUGGUCGAGUGCCUCUACGAAUACAAUGACCGUGGCGAACUGGUUCGCGUCAGAGAUAGUUACGUGUCAAUCGCCAAAGUUUGCCUCGGCAGCAAAUGGGGAAGCCGAUGUGUGCAUUUCGCUCAAGUGACCGAGCUCCUAAUGACCUGCAUUCUCUACAUCGUUUUGUGCGGCAACUUGAUGGUCGGCUCCUUCCCCGAAAGUACAAUCGACCAACGCUCGUGGAUGAUGAUUUUCACUAUGGUUCUGUUACCGUGUGCCUUCUUACGGGAUCUGCGGUCGGUUUCCAUGCUGUCGUUCUGGUGUACGAUGACCCAUCUCUUCAUCAAUGUCAUCAUCCUCGGUUACUGCUUGCUCUGUGCCGGAGACUGGGGCUGGUCGAAAGUCAGCUGGUCGAUCAAUAUGGACAAGUUCCCGGUGACCAUGGGAAUCGUCGUCUUCAGUUACACUUCACAGAUCUUCUUACCAUCCCUCGAAGGGAACAUGGUAGACAGGAGCAAAUUCCACUGCAUGCUGAAUUGGUCUCACAUCGCUGCGGCCGCCUUCAAAGCCAUCUUCGCGUGGAUGUGCUUCCUCACGUGGACGGAUCAGACGGAAGAGGUGAUCACGAACAAUCUUCCGACUCGGGGCUUCAAGAUCGUCGUCAACCUGAUUUUGGUCGCGAAAGCGCUAUUUUCCUACCCGCUACCCUAUUUCGCCGCUGCCGCCCUCCUUGAGCACCAGUAUUUCAGAGAGCGACCGAAAACAAUCUUUCCCUCGUGCUAUUACAUCGACGGCGAGCUGCGCGUAUGGGGUCUAGCGGCGCGUAUAGCCCUAGUCCUUUCCACAAUGUUGCUUGCGGUCUCAAUUCCGUAUUUCGCCCUUUUGAUGGGCCUGAUCGGGAGUUUCACGGGUACGAUGCUAUCCUUCAUCUGGCCCUGCUACUUCCACAUGAAAUUGAAAUGGAAUCAGAUGAAUCAUCAACAGAUCUGCUGGGAAGUUUUCAUCAUCGUUUUCGGGGGAUUCUCCGGAAUCAUCGGAAUCUACACGUCGUUCGCUGGUUUAGUGGAGGCUUAUCAUCUACCAAUGCCUCCUAUACCAGUUCUGAAUGAGGCCUGA
Galendromus occidentalis (western predatory mite) is the source of this 1533-nucleotide messenger RNA. It is a transcript of the gene VGAT, whose product is annotated as vesicular GABA transporter. The transcript has 5 exons. Bases 1 to 1533 code for a protein of 510 amino acids. The record is from RefSeq and is a predicted model, not a curated record. Lineage: Eukaryota; Metazoa; Arthropoda; Arachnida; Mesostigmata; Phytoseiidae. Gene Ontology annotation, molecular function: L-amino acid transmembrane transporter activity. Gene Ontology annotation, biological process: amino acid transmembrane transport. Gene Ontology annotation, cellular component: vacuolar membrane.